CACCGAGCUAUAAAUACAAAAUUAAGAGACAUUUAAAUUUGGACGCGUUAAGUAUCUGCCCGUUGCCGGCGAAAACAGGCCAUAGGCAACACCAGACCGCAGCUGAACUACAGCCCCGACUUCCUAAUCUAUUUUAAACCGCGCAAUCACUCUUUUCAUACUGACGUGUUUGCAUGCGAGUCGUUCCGAGUCAUAACUUUUCAACGUUGUUUGUAACUUCGCUUUAAAAUUUAAAGCUGUCAAGAUUUAAUUUCUUAAUAUCAAAGCACGUAAGGUUGAUUCAGCAGGAUUUACAUCGGUCAACAAUAACGCUGACAAAUACACGAUGGGGUUACUAUUUUCCAGAUUUCGAAAGAAAAAAGCGACAUUUGACAUCCUGGAAGAUCUUGAAACGAAAAUUCAGGAAAUCGAAGAAUACAGACAGAAUACGGAGCAAAGGCACAAAAAGAUUGUUGGAACGCUGAUAGUCUAUAGCGUGGUUCUAUAUAUCAUAGCUGCGCUCGUAUUUUACUUCUACUUCUUCCCAGCUGCUUUAUACGACCAAAUAUUUUACAUGACACCAUUACUCAUAUUCCCAAUAGUGAUACUUUUUACCAAGAAGCUUGUAUCCUGGUAUUACAAGCGCAAGAUAUCGCGCAAUAAAACGAAAUUGUCGACAAUGCAGCAAGAGAAGAGAAAAAUCUUGGACGAAGUCAUAGAAACUGAAACGUAUAAAAAGGCAAAGGAGAUUCUCAUUAAAUUUGCUCCUGACCGACUCAGGAUGACACCUCUCUCCCCUCAGCCAACGCCAGCAAAGUCUGCUCCACAAAACGAAACUCCUCGUAGGCCAAGCACCCCUCAAGUUUCAGCACCUGUCAAUGCCGCAUUGCCGGGUGGAGGUGCAACUGAACUGCGGCGAAGACUUUUACCAGUUUCUAGUCUCUCUUCCACAAAACCAAUCGGUAGGCUCGGUAAUUCUGGUGUAGUUCCAGUUGGCUUGGUGCCUCCACAUACUCCACAAUCAGAUAAUAUCUACCCUGCAAUGGCUCCUAGGCAGUCUAACACUCCCGUUGUUACUCCCAAAGCACCUUUGCCGCGUCCGAUUCUUCCGCAACAGAGAAGUUAUCUGGAUCGCUUGGUCGAAUAUUUAGUUGGGGAUGGGCCAUCGAACCGCUAUGCGCUGAUAUGCCGGCAAUGUGAUUCCCACAAUGGAAUGGCGUUGAAGGAAGAAUUUGAGUAUUUUGGAUUCAGAUGUUGUUAUUGCAACUUUUGGAAUCCAGCUAGAAAACAAAAACCAUCCGCUCCUAGGCUCGAGCAUGAUGUUAGUGGAAUGAUACCUGUGUCUCCAAGUUACAAUACCAGUCAAGCUCUGUCAGCGCCAAAAAUUUCAGAGGGCUUAUCGAAUUCCUCAGACACCGAUUCGGAUAUCGAAGUUGUCGAAAAGCCUGAAAACACGGAAGACAGUACGGAGGAGAAGUCCGCCUCUGAAAAGGAAGAAGAAAAAACCACCGUUGUAACCGAGGAGGAUUUCAAAACCGAGGCUGCAACGGAAGAGCCAACAGAGAAGGUGGAGGAGAAAAGUAUAGAAGACCUACCAGAAAGAGAAACGGAAAAAAUGGAGGUGGACGGAUCUCCGUAAAAAGAAAAUUUUUAUUCGUUUUCCAAAAGUUUCACGUCAUUAAUUUAUCUAAAGCUGAUUAUCCAUUGCAGUAAAGACCUCACUGGAUUAAUGAUGUCUAAUGCCUUUGCAAAACUUGUUCUUUUCAUUAGAUCUUCGUUAUUCCGAAAAUUACCUUUACUCUUUUCGUCUUACAGAAAACUAGUUAAUUCACAGAAUUAACCCAAGUAGCAGAAUCGGUUUUCAAAAAUGCCUACUUUCUCUCUUCCGAUACAAGCACCUGAAUUGAAUUUCACUACAAACUUAGCUACUGGACGUGUGCAUUUUCCGCUUUAUUUUAUAUCUAUAUGAAGCAAAGAAGAAGACCUAAUACCUGUUUGUGUACUUACGCCUUAUAACUAGAAGACUUUUGAUUUAUCUUCCAGAAUUUGGGUAUCUUCUUUGUUACAGUAAAGAUCGCAGGUGGUAUUCGAGAUUUACUGUAUUUCCUGUGAUCUUAAUCUAUUAAUCGAUCAUUUUACUAUACUUGGCACUAUUAUGUUAUUGUCAUCCAGGCUUCUUAACUGACCUGGUUUCUGACCCGACUGCUUGUUUGUUUAAUGCUGAUUAAUUAUUAUUUAGGCGAUAUUGUCGUGAUUUUAGAUGUAAGUAUUACAGUUUUUUGCAAUCACGGUUACGUUUAUGCGUCUACAUAAACUUUCCACCGUCUAAAGUAUAAAUAAGACUUAUUUUCAUAUACACAUAGGCUAAUAAAACAAAUCUCGCAAUAGAGAACACGACGUAUUUAUAACAGAUACAAUUAUUUUCGCAAAUAUUGUAAUUAAUUGUAAUUUACAACGAAAUCCGAAAUAACUCACUGCACGUAUUUUAUAGGCAAUAAAUGAUAUUCAUUUAAUAA
Messenger RNA from Athalia rosae (coleseed sawfly), 2495 nucleotides. RefSeq names its product endoplasmic reticulum junction formation protein lunapark-B (gene Lnpk). The transcript has 10 exons. NCBI's taxonomy places the organism in Eukaryota, Metazoa, Arthropoda, Insecta, Hymenoptera, Athaliidae. The coding region runs from base 326 to 1618 and encodes 430 amino acids. Gene Ontology annotation, biological process: endoplasmic reticulum tubular network organization. Gene Ontology annotation, cellular component: endoplasmic reticulum tubular network. The record is from RefSeq and is a predicted model, not a curated record.